GUCGCCGCCGUCAGAAGCUUCGUCUCUUCUGUCUGACUCGGUUAUGGAGGACGUUCUAGCCACGGCAGACGGAAAGGCUCUGGUUAAGCUGGUGAAGUUAGGGCAGAAGAAUGCUUUUAAAGGCGAACACGGACAAUGGAAGGAGUUCCUAGAUUUCUUCGACAAACAGCUCGGAUCCUCGAGCUUGAGUGAUCCUUCGAAGCGGCACAGAGAUGACUUGGUCGCUUUUCUUACCACACUCAAGAAGAAACAAGAUUUGCAGCUCUUGGCUAGGGUUCUGAAACUCGACAAUGAUCUUUUCGAGAAAUUCAGAAAGAGAUCUCCGGAUGAGACUGCUGAGCAGAGGCUUGUUCGAAUGACUCUUACGCAUGAUGAGUACCCGUUAGACUAUUUGUUCCCAUCUUACGCUGAGGAUUGGGUUGUAACAGGGCUUGGAAAGAAGAAGAUGGAAUCGACCAAGAUCGAAAUGAUUGCUAUUGAUUGUGAGAUGGUUCUUUGUGGAGAUGGGAGUGAAGCUGUUGUUAGAGUUGCUGCCGUUGACCGUGAUUUAAAGGUGAUUCUUGACGAAUUUGUGAAACCGCAUCAACCAGUUGUUGACUAUAGGACUUUCGUUACUGGACUUACUUCUAAAGAUCUUGAAAAGGCUACACUCUCGGUGGUAGAUAUACAGGAAAAGUUGCAGAUGUUUCUUUCUGAGGAUACUAUUUUGGUAGGUCAAAGUUUGAAUAAUGAUCUAAAAGUAUUGAAGAUGGAUCAUGCCAGAGUAAUAGAUACUUCACUUGUGUUUAAGUAUAACUAUGGUGGUACAAGAAAGCCUUUAAGACUUAAAAGACCUUCUUUGAACUAUCUGUGCAAGUGUAUAUUGGGUUAUGAAGUGCAGAAAGAAGGUGUUCCCCACAAUUGUGUUCAUGAUGCAGAAGCUGCGAUGAAACUUGUACUUGCUAUACUAGAUAAUGGAGUAGAGACCUCUGUUCCACUAUCUAAAGAGAUGUUGGAAGCUGAUAAAUCAAGGCUCUACCUUCAUUGCAUCCCUUGUAAUGUUCCAUAUGAAGAGUUAAAUGGUGUUGUUUCCAGGGAUAUCCCACACGAAGUUAAGCCGUCAAAGAAACAAGAUCGUCACUUCUACAGCGCGAUUGUUGUUUUUAAAAGUCCAGAAGAAGCAAACCAAGCAUUUGAAAACAUUGCGGGAGACUUGGGAGAGGAUUCGACGGGUUUGUCACAAAAACAAAUCUUUCUAGAGCCGAGUUCAUCAAGACUUGGAUCAUACAUUUUCGUUCGUAAAAUGGUUGAAGAGGAUUCGGUUGGGGAAGCCUCUGCAGAGGAGAAGAAUGCAAGUUCUAAGAAACGGAAGAGAGAAUAUGAUUCUAAAGAGAAGACCAGAGAGAGACACAGAUGUAAACCAUUCCGUAGAGGAAAACAGAGAAGCUAUGUGAAACGCAGAUAAAAUAAAGGAAAUGAUAAGAUGAUAAAUAAACCUUGGAUGACCUUGAAAAAUAAUUUAACCAUGCCUCAGUUUUGUGUUGAAUAAUCAUUGAUCCCCUCAAACCUUGUUUCCCUUUUUGUUUUGUUUU
Capsella rubella is the source of this 1571-nucleotide messenger RNA. Its product is annotated as small RNA degrading nuclease 2. Gene Ontology annotation, molecular function: nucleic acid binding; exonuclease activity. The transcript is spliced from 12 exons. Bases 44 to 1444 code for a protein of 466 amino acids. NCBI's taxonomy places the organism in Eukaryota, Viridiplantae, Streptophyta, Magnoliopsida, Brassicales, Brassicaceae. Gene Ontology annotation, cellular component: nucleus. The record is from RefSeq and is a predicted model, not a curated record.